UUUCAGGGCUGCUGGCCGUUUAAGCACGCUCCCAUCUGCUCCUCACCCAUCCUGACAUCCAGAGGUUACACCAACCCGUACUCCAUCCACGAAAAUGCGUUUGUUGAGAAGAAACUGGUAAAGCUCACUCCGCGGGUGUCGCACGCGCGCGCCGGAGAGGCUGCGGGGCUUUUGUAUUAGCGCCUCCGUGGAGGUGGAAGGACGGGACAGCGGAGCAUCGACCGAGGCGCGUCCGGUGCGUGGAUUCUUUAAUUGGAGGGUAAACAGGCCUGCCGCGGUGCCCCGUCCCCGGUGUAUCCUCUCAUCGCAGAGAUGCUGCCCUGCCUGCGGGGCGUCCUACGGCCCGCCUUCUCCCUGACAGCCGGGAAUGGACUGGCCAGAGCCGGACUCAGAAACCGCAGAGGAGUCGCUGUGGCACCCAAGCCGGAACUCUUAAUGCUGGUCCAGCGGCGUAACCUGGGCACGCACUCGCAGGAGUCCGUGGAGCCCCUCAACUCCCCCCGCGGAGCCAAGGAGUUCAUCUACAGCCUUCACCCGUCGGAGCGCACCUGUCUGCUGCGAGAGCUGCACAGGUUCGAGUCCAUAGCCAUCGCACAAGGGCAGCUGGAGGUUGCACCGCCCACUGCAGCCCAGUUAAGAUACGUUUUGCUGCAUAAUGCACUUCCCUUUGUUGGGUUUGGAUUCCUGGACAACUGCAUCAUGAUUGUUGCUGGCACACAGAUCGAGUUAUCCAUUGGUGUCAUUCUGGGAAUCUCAACUAUGGCAGCUGCUGCACUGGGGAACCUGGUGUCUGACCUGGCAGGACUGGGCCUUGCAGGCUACGUGGAAGCUUUGGCAUCUCGGCUGGGGAUGCAGAUUCCUGACCUGAGUCCAAAACAGGCAGACAUGUGGCAGACCCGAGUUAGCUGUCACUCGGGUAAAGCCAUUGGCGUGGGCAUCGGCUGCAUCCUCGGCAUGUUUCCUCUCCUCUUCUUCAAGGACGACGACAACAAGAAAGAAAAGGCGAAGGAGCAAACGGUGAUACCGCCUGCUGCGACAGAGAGCAGCAAAAACUGAAGGAAAGAAGACAAAAGCGGUUCAAAAGCAUUAAUGGACUUUUCCAGGACCGUUUGGCUUUCUUUGCCGAGUGGAGUUCGUAGAAACUCGUUUGGAUUUUAAGAAGAAUCAGUUUAACCAUCCAAGAUAUUGUGAGGAGGGUUUAAGAACAUGUUUGAAAAAGCACAGGAAUCUGGUCAUCUCUUACAGAGGCAGGUUGGAACUGCUUACAUUUGCUUCAUAGUUUACAAAGUCAGGCUCUUUCAUCAACAGCAAAGGCUCCACCUCAUUUCCUAGUCUGAAAACCUUCACAAGUAUAAAAGAUUAACUAAAAACACGCUUUAUUUCUGUCAAAGAUAUUACUCCUCAUAAAGGAGAUAUGAACAAAAACAAACAAGCAAUGCAAUUAGCCUGAUUCUGUGUUAAAAAUGAAUGCGUUGUUCUGUUUGCUGUUUGGUUCUCAAGGUUCUGCAAACUGUUCUCAUUUUGUAAAGCAUGCAGCUGAGAUAACAGCACUAAAUGUUAUUUUUAAAUAGUUGGAAUGAGAGCAGUAAUUGAUUGGGAAACAUUCACAACCCUUCAAUGGAAGUGCUUUGCUACCCUCUGGUACUGCUUCUUACCCACCUGUUCACACACAAAUGAACCCAAACCACCGGAAGGAACCACUGAAGAAGGAUUCAGUUUCAGACACCUCAGCAUGACUGGGGUAGCCAGGAAUCAAACCACCAAACUCUUACAGCAGGGAAACGACUGGUCUACCUCUGAGCCAAAGCUACCCACAGAGGAAAGGAGAAGAAAUGCAUGCAGGAGGAAGAAGAGGUAAAAGAUAUAAAAGGGGAAAAAAGCAACGCUGAACCUCCCAACACCCUCUAAGUUUUAUCAAUAAAUCUCAUGUUGGAGUUUUCUUUUAAGGAGAUGCUUCAUAACGCACACCUUCCUCCAAAUCUUCCAUCACAAUGCUGCUUCUACUGCCCUCUGCUGGUUGAUAGACAUGUGGCGCUUGAGAUGCGAUGUUUUUCUUUGUAGAUUUAUUUAUAUUUGUCUGAAUAUUAACAUUAUAUUGUGUUCCUAAUUUGCCUUUGUUUAUUAUAAAAUAUAACUGUGUAGAUUAAAAAAUAGUGAUCAGCACAAAGUGGAUCUACAUGAGGGUUACUUUCAGCAUCUUUCUCAAACUGGAGGGCCUUGCUACCGACUCUCUGCAAAGGGACGCAUUCCAUAAGAUUGAUCAGGAUUUUGGCUUUGUCAGAGCAACCGACUCUAAAGAGUGACUAUAAGUGAAGAAAAUGUACGAAGAAAUCAACAUAUUUAUGGAUUUAGGAUUUUAUUUAGGUCUGACUGAUUUUACACAUUUGCAUGCCUCUGUAUUCAAAUUUGAAAAAUAAAAUGAGGAACAAUG
Molecule: messenger RNA, 2431 nt
Organism: Oryzias latipes (Japanese medaka)
Lineage: Eukaryota; Metazoa; Chordata; Actinopteri; Beloniformes; Adrianichthyidae
Product: transmembrane protein 65
Biological process (GO): regulation of cardiac conduction; cardiac ventricle development
Cellular component (GO): mitochondrion
Source: RefSeq, a predicted model, not a curated record